AUGGACGACGCACCACCUCCACCGCCUGAAUUCGAUUCAGCUCCUCCGCCUCCCCCGCCACCAAGCGACCCGAUUCCACCUCCACCACCCAGUUCUGAUCUUCCUCCGCCGCCUCCCCCGCCCGCUGAGGAACUCGAACCAAAUCUUGUGCUACCAAAUAAGCGACGAAAAGUAGACAACAAGCCAAAGACACAGCCUCUGAGUGUAGAAGAGCUCUUGGCGAGGAAGAAGGCGCAAGAUGCCGAAGCAGCGAAGCCCAAGUUUCUGUCCAAAAAGGAGCGCGAACGUUUGGCAAGGGAGAAGGCUGCGAAAGAAGAGGCUACCCUAGCAGGCAAGAAAGCGCCAGACGCCGAUGUGCGUCAGACGCAACCAGCAGCACCUCCCGUCGGUCCAAAGUCGAUGCGAUCACGAGAUGCGCCCAACCGGCACGCUGCAAAGCAGUUGCCGGAUAAGGGCUACGACAUGAAGCCACCUCCGCCGCCCAAAUCGGUCGCCAUCGUCAAUGGAAGCCAUUCAAAGAAGCAGACCGAGACGGAUGUCGAGGCGGAGCUCACACGCCAUCGUUACAUGGGAGCAGAUACAAACACAUCUACCUUUUCCGCCAAGAAGAAGAGAAAACGGACGACGGAGAAGAAGUUUAAUUUCGAAUGGAAUGCGGAGGAGGACACAUCGCCGGACUACAAUCCCUUGUAUCAGACGCGUGCUGAGAAUAAUUUCUUUGGAAGAGGGAAACUGGGAGGGUUCGCGGAGUCCACGAUUGACGAUCUCACCCGGCAUUAUGCUGAAGCUAUCGCGAAACGUGACCCGGUGGCUGGAAAGCAAAGAGCGGCAGAAAUUCUUGAGAUGGAGCGAAGACGCAAGGAGGAGGGAAGUAGAAUGGGCAUCGACAAGCAUUGGAGCGAGAAGAAGCUGGAGAACAUGCGUGAACGAGACUGGCGUAUCUUCAAGGAAGACUUCAAUAUCGCAACCAAGGGUGGUUCGAUACCCAAUCCAAUGCGUAGCUGGGCUGAGUCGGGGCUGCCCAAGCGUAUCCUGGAUAUUGUCGAACAGGUUGGCUAUACCGAUCCGUCUUCGAUUCAACGUGCUGCCAUUCCGAUUGCUCUACAAUCAAGAGAUCUCAUUGGUGUGGCAGUCACGGGUUCGGGAAAGACGGCAGCCUUCCUGUUACCCUUGCUUGUCUAUAUCUCCGAGCUUCCCCAGCUCAACGAAGUCACCAAGAACGAUGGGCCCUACGCAAUUAUUCUGGCUCCCACCCGUGAACUUGCCCAACAGAUCGAGCUUGAGGCAAAAAGAUUUGCCACUCCUCUCGGGUUCAAGUGUGUAUCGCUGGUUGGUGGUCACAGUAUCGAGUCGCAAAGUUACGAUAUGAGAGAUGGCGCCGAAAUCAUCAUUGCAACUCCAGGACGUCUUGUGGACUGUAUCGAACGUCGGGUCCUGGUACUGAGCCAAUGCUGUUACGUCAUCAUGGAUGAAGCAGAUCGAAUGAUUGAUCUUGGGUUCGAGGAGCCUGUCAACAAGAUACUGGAUGCUCUGCCGGUGUCGAAUGAGAAGCCCGAUUCGGACGCUGCCGAGAACGCAGCUGUGAUGUCGCAACAUCUGGGUGGACAAGAACGCUACCGGCAGACUAUGAUGUACACAGCAACUAUGCCGCCUGCGGUGGAGCGCAUUGCACGGAAGUACUUGCGGCGCCCGGCACAAGUCACCAUCGGUAACGUUGGAGAAGCGGUCGACACCGUCGAACAACGAGUCGAGUUUGUACAGGGCGAAGACAAGCGCAAGAAGCGCCUCAACGAAAUCCUCCACUCCAACGAGUUUGGACCACCCAUCAUCGUCUUCGUCAACGUCAAGCGCAACUGCGAUGCCGUCGCUCGCGACAUCCAGAAAAUGGGCUUCAGCAGCGUCACACUCCACGGAUCCAAAACACAGGACCAGCGAGAAGCAGCUCUCGCAGCCUUACGGAGCGGCCAGACCGAAGUCUUGGUCGCCACCGACCUCGCGGGUCGUGGUAUCGAUGUUCCGGACGUCAGUCUCGUCGUCAACUUCAACAUGUCCAUGAACAUCGAAGCCUACACGCACCGCAUCGGACGUACGGGACGCGCGGGCAAGACGGGUGUUGCCGUGACGUUCCUGGGCAACGAGGACUCGGAUGUGCUGUAUGAUCUGAAACAGAUGAUCAGCAAGAGUAGUAUCUCAAAGGUACCCGAGGAGUUGAGAAAGCAUGAGGCUGCGCAGCAGAAAGUGCAGAAGGGGAAGGGUGGGAGGAAUAUUGAGGAUAGUGGGGGUUUUGGAGGCAAGGGUGGUUGGUAG
This is a messenger RNA of Lecanosticta acicola, 2307 nucleotides long. The record is from the annotation of a GenBank genome assembly. NCBI's taxonomy places the organism in Eukaryota, Fungi, Ascomycota, Dothideomycetes, Mycosphaerellales, Mycosphaerellaceae.